UUGUCAGCGGUCAUAGGGUUAUGAUUUGGGAGGUUGUGGUGCUGUGGGUGAUGGGAAUGUCAAAGUGAGGGAUAGUUUUGAGUGAUUUUGAGGGGUCGAUAGGGAUUGUUUGAAGGAGUUGUUGCGGGUUAAACCCAAUAAAAACGAGAUAAAGAUAGCUGAGGUCCUCCGAAUGCCCGCAGUUGCCGGCGAAGAUGCAGACGAUAAGGGGCGACACCUCGGAGCGUCGCUUCGAGAUAGAAUGCAAGCUCGAGGGUGAAAUGGGGGCGAUAGAGGCCCUCCGGGGGGCCGAGGACCGGAGCAAAAAGCUCACCAGCGGUAUGGUAGCGAUCCUCGGCUCCCUGGAGCAGCGGCUGGCGACCCUCCGGCGGACGAUCCUCCCUGUGUACAACGAGACCGGAAACCUCCAGUCGCAGCAGCACAACAUAGAGCGGACGCUGAACGCCCUGGACCACGCGAUCGGCUACUACGGGGUGUGCCAGGAGGUCGAGGGGGCGGUGAGAAGCGGCCCCAGCGGGGCCGGCGGCCUCGACGGCUUCCUCGACGCCAUGAACCGCCUCUACAACGCGGAGAGGUACUUCCAGAAGAACAAUCCGAGCUCGGUGGAGCUGGAGAACAUCUCGACGCUGUUCAACGUGGGAUUGGACUCGCUGUGCUCGGAAUUCCACGACAUCCUGGCGAGGCAGAGCAAGCCCAUUCUGCCGAUAAUUCUGCUCGAUCUCAUCGGCUCGGACGAGGACACGAGUGGGGAGGACGCCCCACAGUCCCUCAAUCAACUGCCUGAGAGCGCCCUGGGGGACCUGGUGAAGAUCGCCAUGUGGCUCGAUGAGAGGGGCCACCGGAGGCACGCGAACAUCUACUCCUCGGUGAGGUCGGCAAUCGUUCUGCGAUCGCUGCAGCUGCUGAAGGAGCACCAACGCUCCGCCUCGGGCGGGAGCACUCACGCGGGGAGCCCCAUGCCCAGGUCCAAGUUCGCCCAUCGGCAUUCCAUUGCAUCCGGGGCUGAAGCCACCAGCCGAAGAACUUCCAAGCGCCUUCAGCACGCGAUCGAGAAGAAAGCCAGCAAGAUGCUGAUGAGAGCGUCGCAGUCCACUGGGAUUGGCCUGGCGUUCCCCUCCUCCAGGAAGCCGUUGCCCUCGCUCCCCUCGAAUUGCGCUCCUGAGGAUGCUGCGCCCGACGAACAGGAGAUGGAGAACUACCUGUUGCUGACAGCGGGACUGCACAGGCUCAUGCAGGCCGAGAGGAGCCUCGUCGCAAGGAUCAUCCCGACUCUGCUGCAGCCCCAGGUCCUGGAGGCCACCGUCAGAGACGCCAUGGACCUCGUCGCACACGACGGGGAGAGCAUCGCCACGAGGGCCAAGAGGUGCAUCACUAGGAGGGACUUCUCAGCUGUUCUCGUGGUUUUUCCCAUUCUGAAGCAUCUCGGGGAACUCAAGCCGGAUUUUGAGAGGACUGUCGAGGGCUGCGAUUAUGCCCUGAGAUCGAAGUUUGCGUCGGUUUUGAACACUCUGAAUACGACGGGAGCAAAAGCUUUAGAAGAUUUUGCAGAGAGUGUCAGAAAUGAGUCUGGAGCUGCACUACCCAAAGACGGAACAGUAGCUGAAUCCACAAGCAACGUCCUUGUGUUUCUCGAGCAGUUAUCCGAAAAUGCUGAAACAGCGGGGAUUGUCUUACGCCGGAACAAUGAAGUCGAGUCGAUAUCAACUUCCAGCGCUAAACAAACAGAGAACACCCACAGAGUUCUCCUCGGUGUCUACAUCAAGAAAGUCCUCGCCCAACUGAACCUCGCUCUCGUCAGCAAGAGUGACACUUCUUACUCAGAUCCAGCGUUACGAGCCUUAUUCAAACUAAAUAAUCAUAAUUAUGUUGUGGAGAAACUCCGCAACAGUACUCUGUUGGAACUGCUACUGUUGGCGGAAUCCACUGCUGCACAAACUUACCAGGAUCUUCUCGUCAAAGACAAGACUAAUUAUGUUUCGGCGACUUUUGCUAAAGCAAGGGCCUAUCUCGAACAUUCUGGUGAUGAACCUGAGCUCGCAGUGAAGUCCCUGAAGGAGCGUUUCUCCGGAUUUUCCCGCGAGUUCGAGGAGUCUGCGAAGAACCAGCGCACCUACUCAGUACCUGACGCGCGUCUUCGUGAGACACUUCGCCGAGAGUUGCAGCACUCCCUCGUCCCCCAGUACUCCGUAUUUUACAACAAAUACAGAAAUACUCCGUUCACAAAGAACCCAGCCAAAUACAUAAAAUACACACCGGAACAAGUGACGUCAUUGAUAAAAACGUUUUUUGAUACAGCAGCCUGAGGCUCGUUAUCGUGGGAGAAGAGAUAUAAGUCACAUUGUUUUAGUAAACACCCAUUUAAUAAAGCAAAUUUAGUUACAAUAUCUAUAAUAAUUCCAUGCUUUCGAUGGCUCGAGUUUAAUCCCAGUUGUUAUCGUGCUCAUUGAAUCUGUUCCCAUUAAAAUUGAUUAUUUAAAAAUUUGUCCUUCAUUUAUCUGAUUGCAAACACUUUCAGGCUGUUGAUAAGUCAUUAAUCCGAUCUGGGUUUAUGUGAUAACAAAGCUCAAUGGUUCGAUUUCAUCGGAAUAAUUGAGAUUUUGGCAUGAAAUUUUUAGCUUGAACUUCAAUUUAUUCAACGAUAAAAAUUCCACGCGAAAAUAAUUGAUCUUUGAAAUCAGCUAGGGGUGAGUUUUUUGAGACUCUCUUUGAGUUCUUGAUGUCACAGGGUUUUUCAUUGGAAAUUUUCGUAAUGUUUAUUCAUCUAUGCGUGCAGAAAAUGGGAAGUAAUGGAGAGAAAUCCGUAAAAAACUAUUGAUUGUACUGAAUUUUUUGAAAUUACGAGUUACAUUUUCGAUAUUUAAUCAUUUUUUAUUGAGAUGAAUCAUUAUUAGCCUGAGAGAAACAUAAAUAACUCUCAGUCUCAUAAAAAAUGAAUGUUAUAAAAGUAGGAAGCAAACUAGAUUUUUUUCUUGACAUUUCUACACUUUUAUUCAUAAAAUUCUUGAUCUAAGAGUUUGUAAUUUUAAAAAAUUCACAAGGGCAGAACAAAAUGAUGGCAAUAAAGGAAAUCAUCUACGCAUGCAAAUAAAUAUACAAUUUUUCUUUCGUUUUCCCAAAAUAAAAAUUAAAAAAUUGAGUUUAUUGGCAAUAAUAAAUGACUUUUCCUCAUUUUUUCUUGCAAGAAAUCAUUAUUUUAAUCAAUCAGACCUCAAAUAAAUUCUUCAAGUCUCAUAAAACCCGAAAUAACUCUCAAUCUCCUAAAAAAAAUUGAAUAUCAUAAACAAAAGGACGCAAACCACAAUUUUUCUUGGUAUUUCUAAAUUUUUAUUCAUAAAAUUCUUGAUCCAAUGCUUUGUAAUUGAAAAACUCACAAGAGUAGAAUAAAACAACGAAAAUAAAGGAAAUCAUCUGCUGUUUUCUCUCAAAAUGCGAAAAAUCUCGUAAUUUUUCAGUCAUUGUCACCAAAAUAAAAAUUCUGUUAUAAAAAAAUAGAGUACACUAGCAAUAAGAACUGACUUUUUCUCAAUAUUUCCCAGAUUAUGCAUGCACAAAACACGACAAUUCUCAAUACAAAGUCCUGUGGCUGCGAAAACUUGCAAGUCUCCCCUCAAUAAAAAAAUGUAUAUGAACGCUCUAGUUGGAGAAUGAAAUUUCGCGACUGUGAAAUCCCUCAUUUCAUUUGUUAAAAACGAUAUUUACCAACGAAUCCGUUAAAAAAUAAAUUUCCCCUCAUAAUUUGUCGACAAAAAGCACAACUCGGCCACUCGACAAGUUUUCCCAUAAUUUUCAUCUCGUAUUUUUGUCUUUUCCAUUAUUUUUCGUAUAUACUCAAAUAUAUAUAUAAAAAACAAGUAACGUUUUUUCUCCCUUUUGUCGAUUUAGUUUCGAUUAGUAGCUUACACAUACGACGCGAUGAUGACAGUAAUAGGAAUGAGUUUGAACUCCAGCAGUUAUUUACAAUUAUUUGCUAUUUCAUCACUCGCUCACUUGCAUCUAUUUUUUUACGUUUUAUUUAUUUUGUUGUAUAACCCACGCGUUCGUAACAUUCAUACUUUACCUAGUCACACCGAGGAUGAAUCCAAAUAAAAAACUUUAAUUCUCUGGU
Diachasma alloeum is the source of this 4105-nucleotide messenger RNA. It is a transcript of the gene Exo70, whose product is annotated as exocyst complex component 7. The record is from RefSeq and is a predicted model, not a curated record. Gene Ontology annotation, molecular function: phosphatidylinositol-4,5-bisphosphate binding. NCBI's taxonomy places the organism in Eukaryota, Metazoa, Arthropoda, Insecta, Hymenoptera, Braconidae. The coding region runs from base 195 to 2303 and encodes 702 amino acids. Gene Ontology annotation, biological process: exocytosis. The transcript has 6 exons. Gene Ontology annotation, cellular component: exocyst.